GGAAGACCAGAUAUAUUGGAUGCGGGGUCCCGGGGAGACCGGAUAUAGUGAAUGCAGGGUCCGGGGAGAGCGGAUAUAGUGAAUGCAGGGUCCGGGGGAGAGACCAGAUAUACUGAAUGCAGGGUCCAGGGAGACCAGAUAUAGUGAAUGCAGGGUCCGGGGAGACCAGAUAUACUGAAUGCAGGGUCCGGGGAGACCAGAUAUAGUGAAUGCAGGGUCCGGGGAGAGCAGAUAUAGUGAAUGCAGGGGUCCGGGGAGACCAGAUAUAGUGAAUGCAGGGUCCGGGGAGACCGGAUAUAGUGAAUGCAGGGUCCGGGGAGACCGGAUAUAGUGAAUGCAGGGUCCGGGGAGACCAGAUAUAGUGAAUGCAG
Messenger RNA from Staurois parvus, 371 nucleotides. NCBI's taxonomy places the organism in Eukaryota, Metazoa, Chordata, Amphibia, Anura, Ranidae. The record is from the annotation of a GenBank genome assembly.